Soboliphyme baturini is the source of this 216-nucleotide messenger RNA. The record is from the annotation of a GenBank genome assembly. NCBI's taxonomy places the organism in Eukaryota, Metazoa, Nematoda, Enoplea, Dioctophymatida, Soboliphymatidae.
AUGGACAUACCACAACACGAAGAACAUGAAGUAGUCCUCGCGGUGCUCAGCACUUGGCUCGAUGUUCACCACUUGGCUGGUUGUACCGAUCCCCUGGACGGCGAAUUCCUUGCUCAAAGCGGUCCUAGCGGAUGCCCAGUGGUCGGUCUGCCUUUCGCCUCAACCUUAGCCGUUACUGUUUUACAGACGCCCGGAUCAAACCCCACGUGCACGUGA